Messenger RNA from Selaginella moellendorffii, 1059 nucleotides. RefSeq names its product probable ribose-5-phosphate isomerase 3, chloroplastic. Lineage: Eukaryota; Viridiplantae; Streptophyta; Lycopodiopsida; Selaginellales; Selaginellaceae. The record is from RefSeq and is a predicted model, not a curated record. Gene Ontology annotation, biological process: pentose-phosphate shunt, non-oxidative branch. The transcript has 10 exons. Bases 53 to 946 code for a protein of 297 amino acids. Gene Ontology annotation, molecular function: ribose-5-phosphate isomerase activity.
ACUAUAUUACCACCACAGCUAUGGCUCGGAUCCAGGCGUGAUAUUCCUUGGAAUGAUGGCUGCCGCGAUUAUGGCAGCCUCCGUGGCGCCGUGCGCGCCCCGGGACGCGAUCGAUUGGAGCCGCUGCGGGAGGAGCUUCGCCCCCGGAAUCUCCAGAUUCUCGUGGGCUAGAACACGGGGGAUCGCCGGCGGGAGGAGAAGGUCCACUUCUAUGGGAGCAAUCGUUGCCUCUGCAGCCAAAGUUCUCACGCAAGAUGAGCUCAAGGCCAUGGCUGCUGAUAAGGCGAUCGAGUACGUGGAGAGUGGAAUGGUUUUGGGACUUGGCACGGGCUCCACGGCUGCGUUUGUAGUUGCAAAGCUGGGAGAACUCAUGAAGUCUGGAAAGCUCAAGAACAUUGUUGGAGUUCCCACGUCAAAGAGAACUGCUGAGCAAGCGGCUUCACUCGGAAUACCGCUCUCGGUUCUCGAUGAUCAUCCAAAGAUAGACCUCGCGAUUGAUGGUGCGGACGAGGUCGACCCCGAUCUUAAUCUUGUCAAGGGACGGGGAGGAGCUCUUCUUCGUGAGAAAAUGGUGGAAGCAGCUUCGUCAAAGUUCGUCGUUGUUGUGGACGAGACAAAGCUGGUUGAUGGUCUUGGUGGAAGUGGCUUGGCUAUGCCCGUCGAAGUCGUCCAGUUUUGCUGGAAAUACAACGCGGAGCGAUUGAAAACCCUCCCGGAAGUCGCCGGCUGCGAGGCCAAGCUUCGGUUGGACGGAGACAAGCCUUACGUGACUGACAACUCUAACUACAUUGUGGACCUCUACUUCAAGACACCAAUCAAGGACGCAAGAGCAGCAGCCAAAGCAAUCUCUUCCCUGGAAGGCGUCGUUGAUCACGGCCUCUUCCUGGACAUGGCGACUGCCGUGAUCAUCGCCGGGACGAGUGGAGUUUCAGUCAAGACAAAGUGAGCGCUAUCUUCUUUGACUGAUCGAAACAAAACAAUUCGGCUGUCAGUUUCAAUGCUUGCUAACUUCUCGGGAAGCUUUUUUCUAAAUGGAUUGAAUUGGUAUAUCUUUCUUUA